AUGUUACGGGUAGGAAAGGUCUUCGAAGACGUUGCCAUGGAAAAAUCAAAGAUCAGCACCCCGUUCUUCGGCACCGUUAAUGGAACGGCGCCCCUUAUUUCUACAAUGGAAUAUGACAAGUCCGGCUCUAUGUUGCUUGCAGCCAGCGAGACUGUUGACGCGCUUUUCGUCUUUGAGGCUCUUGCAAGUCCAGAACUUCGAAGCGUGCACAGGAUUUCUCGGACAGGAAUCAAUCUGCUUCGAGCGGGACAUCACCCCUCCGUUCUUUACCAUUCCACCACUAGACUAGAAGUACAUCGCCACUUUUUCUGGACACAAGCGCAGUGUGAUGGUGUGGGAUCCUCGGACACCCCAGGCACCGAUCGCAUCCAUCCCAUUGAUUACAGGGACCCCACUCGUAGGCUUCGAUCCCCAAGGUGCCCUUAUGAUGGGGUAACAGCAUUAGGUAUUGUGAUUGGCGUGGCGUUGUCCUACAACCGCACUAUGAGGCUAUACGAUGCUCGUGCAUAUAGCCGAGGUCCGUUUUCCAUAUGGGAAAUUCCAGCCACUAACCCGCCCAUAUCCAGCUGGACACGGCUCGAGUUUUCUAAUGACGGAAACUACAUACUCAUUUCAGGCAGGACCCAUCAUUUUUCAAUUUCGGCAUGGGACGGCUCCUCCAGGGCUGUUUAUGCUUUACCUGGCGCUACAUCUGGUACAAACAGCCCUCAAGGACUUGCCGCUGCUAUAAGCCCAGAUUCACAGUUCAUUUAUGGUCCCAUAGGAGACAAUAGAGUGGCAUUUUGGGAAUCUAACACAGGAAAAGGCGUCUCGCUCAUGGAAACAGGGCACAAUAAGCCCAUUAGUGCGGUAGCAUUCAACCCAAAAUAUGCCACCAUGGCUACAGCUUGCUCAUCGAUUCCAUCUCGACAGGUGGCCGCAGAUUUUUCUCCCAUGGGAAAUGGGUCAUUUCGGGAUUUUGAUCUUGAUCUUGAGCCUGAUCUUGACUCUGACCUUGAUCUUGGUAUAGCUCGCCAACCAUCCGCCACAGAAGGCGAUGAUUGUAAAUGUGAAGAAUUUGGAUGUUGA
Messenger RNA from Mitosporidium daphniae, 1068 nucleotides. RefSeq lists its product as uncharacterized. Lineage: Eukaryota; Fungi; Microsporidia. The coding region runs from base 1 to 1068 and encodes 355 amino acids. Gene Ontology annotation, molecular function: chromatin binding; protein binding. The transcript has 5 exons. Gene Ontology annotation, cellular component: Set1C/COMPASS complex. The record is from RefSeq and is a predicted model, not a curated record.